Molecule: messenger RNA, 754 nt
Organism: Ziziphus jujuba (common jujube)
Lineage: Eukaryota; Viridiplantae; Streptophyta; Magnoliopsida; Rosales; Rhamnaceae
Product: large ribosomal subunit protein uL29
Exons: 4
Coding region: 146-517 (123 amino acids)
Biological process (GO): maturation of LSU-rRNA from tricistronic rRNA transcript (SSU-rRNA, 5.8S rRNA, LSU-rRNA); translation
Cellular component (GO): cytosolic large ribosomal subunit; ribosome
Molecular function (GO): structural constituent of ribosome; mRNA binding
Source: RefSeq, a predicted model, not a curated record
ACUAAGCACUGCAGCCGGAUCUAGAUAUAACAUCAUUUAAAACCCAUAAAGCCGAAAGCAAAAACUCCCAUCGUUAGGGUUUCAUAUUCGUAUCCAUCGAGGGGAAGAGAGAGGAGAGCCGCCGUAGCGAAGCUCAGAGACAGCAAUGGCUAGAAUCAAGGUCCACGAGUUGAGGCAGAAAACGAAGAUAGAGCUGUUGAACCAGCUCAAGGAUCUCAAGGCCGAACUUGCUCUCCUCCGUGUCGCCAAGGUCACCGGUGGUGCUCCAAACAAGCUUUCCAAGAUAAAGGUUGUGAGGUUGUCGAUCGCGCAGGUUUUGACUGUGAUAUCGCAGAAGCAAAAGUCUGCACUGAGAGAAGCCUAUAAGAACAAGAAGUAUAUGCCACUUGAUCUGCGUCCCAAGAAGACCAGGGCCAUCCGCAGGAGACUUACCAAGCACCAGGCAUCUUUGAAGACUGAACGGGAAAAGAAGAGGGAGAUGUAUUUCCCCAAGAGGAAGUAUGCUAUCAAGGUGUAGGGUGGGGAUCCCAUUAUGUUAGGUCAUGAUGUUAUCUUCAUUAUAUAAUACCCAUUUUGUUAACAAGUUUUGGCUUUGUUUACUCUUUGGUAAUCAUAUGUUUCUGGACCAUUUUUGUGUUCAAUUUUAUUGUCUGUAACUUGGGAGGACAAGCUGAAGUGAAACCAUGUUUUAGCUUUUCUGAGAAUGAUAAUUUAGAUUUCUUAUCAAAUGUUUGAUGGAUGCCUUUCUGUUCCA